AGAGAAAACAGCGUCUCCUUCUCAACAUAGGUCUAAAACUAAAAAGAAUGAUCAAAAGCCUUCCUCGAAGAGUAGGCAUGGAGAAAGCAAGGACAGAAAAAAGGAUAGAACAAGAGGUGAAAAUAAUGGGACGAAAGUCGCUCAGGACCAAAAGAAUCGUCAUGAUAAGCAAUCGGAGCAUGGUGAUCGUCAUCAUGACCACCAUCAUCACCGACACCAUCACCAUAUUAUUGCUCCAACAGGGGGCAUAAGACAGCGCGACUCCAGGCCAAUGAAGCGGUCGAUGAUCUUAGCAGGGAAGAACAAGAAGGUGAAGCAAUGGGAUACCCCAAAGCUGGAUCCUGCCGCAUUGAUGACCUCCCGUGCUGGACGCGUGCGGAAGUCGGAUCUUGUGCGUGCGGAACUCGCAGGCUUAAAGAAGGGACACGAAGAACGGCUGAAUCGUUGUAGAAACGAUUUUUUAGACACGCUUCAGAAAGUGACGAAAGUAGUACUGGACGAGCUGACGAAAAGGGGGCCAGAACUCAAAGACUACGCAAGAAAGCAGGGCUAUUGCCAAUAUGCAGAUGCUGGAACGCGAUGGGGUGAAAUUAUGGUCCGCGAGCCGGAACAGUAUAUGGCGGAGAAAGACGACGCAGUCAAAAAGGAA
Amoebophrya sp. A25 is the source of this 649-nucleotide messenger RNA. The record is from the annotation of a GenBank genome assembly. NCBI's taxonomy places the organism in Eukaryota, Dinophyceae, Syndiniales, Amoebophryaceae.